This is a messenger RNA of Talaromyces proteolyticus, 4061 nucleotides long. RefSeq lists its product as uncharacterized. The record is from RefSeq and is a predicted model, not a curated record. Lineage: Eukaryota; Fungi; Ascomycota; Eurotiomycetes; Eurotiales; Trichocomaceae. The transcript has 5 exons. The coding region runs from base 1 to 3984 and encodes 1327 amino acids.
AUGUCUCAACUCGAUUCUACCUUAGCGGUGCCUAUGAAACUAGAUGCCUUCAUCUUAAACGAAAAAGUUUGUACGGAUAAUAGUGAUGCGAAAACCUUAGCAAAAAUCGCGCCUAUCACGCAACCUAAUUACACCUUUCUCCGUCUGAAGCAUAAUAUUCUUCAGAACGACAUCCAGCCACAUACCGACCUUCAUAAUACUACACCCGUGGAAUUAAACUCGCGAGCCACGGACUUGAGUACAGGAGAUCCUCGUAAAAAUCGAAUGGGAGUCUAUGUCCACUGGAUGAUACCUCCCGUCUAUCGAUCUGGGACUGCAGCUACUAAGUCGGGCACCAAGGACCAUGACAAGGAGGGUCUCCAAAAGCCUAUCUCUGAAGAUGUCGACAACAACGCAGCCCAGUUCAGACCUAUUCCAACACGAUGGUUGGUAAUCCGGCGUCUUCAUUUGGACACUGCUAAGCCGGCAGGGAAGAUUCCAGAAUACCAGGCAUGGGUGAUUGAGAGUGACCGAAAGUUUGUCAUCGACAAUAUCGAGCGAUCUGUAGAUCUCGAAGUCGAUGUCACCCCCUUUGUUCAUGCGGAGGUCGGACAAUCUAUCGACCACCAGGCUGAAGUCUUCAUCGGUAAAAAGUCUCCCGCCGACAAGUGGAACGAGACCAAGGCCGACAGAGUGCCUCUCAGUGUGCUAGGCUCUGGAAACAUGCUCUUUGCGGAUUUCCAGUGCCACAAUAGCAAUGUGCUUAGUCUGGUGGACAAUUUUGAGUACGAGUCCGGUGAUUGUUUGCAAGAGGCUACGGCGGACUACUAUGUGAUAGGAUGGCAUGCCAGCGCGAAUGAGGACCCUUUUUUUAUAUCAGGAGCUUCGCUAAAUCGCUCAGUCCGCUUUGAAUUCUUGGAUAUGGUUUUCAAAUCCAACAACCCGGACCAUCAAACAUGGUGGAAUCGCACGGAUUCUGGACUCACAAUCUGUCAUGGGGCCAUUUACGGCGUAGAGUGGAAUUGGCAAAAAAAACCGAAUCUUGUCGAGGCCGACGAGUGCAGUAAAGACCUGAACAAUCUGAUGCCCGUUGCAGUGGGAAGUACUCCCCUCGAUGCCCUUCUGGCUUAUGUCCACGCUCAUCAGGAUGGAGGAGAUGACACAAUCCAUCACGUAAUGAAAAGUAUCAUCCAGAUUCAACAAUACCUCAUCAACCAGGAUGACACUGUCGACGGGCAGCAGAUAGCUAGUGAUCUGAUGUAUAACUAUAACUACGAUGCAUUUGAUGGAGGUACGCAGUUUCAUCUGGCUGGCGACGAGGACAGGCCUAAGGACUAUUCUCCUCCUAGCACACAGGCUCUAUCAAAUCUUGCACUGCUAAAUCAAGAACAACUCCGACUUGAUGCCUUGCAGCGUGCUCUCAGACGCAAACAGUGGGAUUUGUUCUCACUUUGGUGGAAAUGUGUCUGGGAGGACGCAGAAGAUAAAGACUACAAACAAUUAAUGGGUAUAUAUAAAAAAAAAGUUCAGAUAUUAUAUCAAGGGGAGAUCAAGAACCUAUCGGAGGAGAUAGAUUCUUCCAGACAAGAGAUUCAAAAAUUGAAAGCCGACCCGACCCUAACAAAAGCUCAACCAGGGGCAAUGCCUAGCUUCUACCGCCAGCGUGAUCCAACGCUUCUCGUCGGCAAUAUAUCCUCUGGAUGGCCUACGGACUGGCGCGAGGCACAACAAGUUCGAGUCAAUACAGAUAUCACGACGUGGAAGGCAGCAACGGACUAUUCAAGAGAUAUCGAUUGUGGCAUCAAGAACCUCCCGGCGGAUAUUCAAAAUGUAGCUAGGGCUCUCGUACAGGAGUUCAUCAGCCUGAGUCCCAAGGCUUCUUCCAACGUGGAAAGUCGAUCGCUGGAGACAACCUGUCCACCCCAGUAUCACGAUACCGAUCCUAAGAGUCCUGGGGUACUCCGUGACCAGUGGAACAGCACACAGCCAUGGUUUCCGCUAUUUCUAGAAUGGGAGGUGGAAUAUAGCCACAUUGCCUAUGAUUACUGGUCACUGGAGCAGCGAUCCGGUAAAUUGCAGUACGGGAUUCAGGCUGGCAAAGACGUCAGCAAAGAUUUUGCUGGGAAAACAGAGAUCGACCGUCGACGUGUUUCAGGGCGAAACCUCAUUCUUCCACAUCCAAACUUCUCGCUACGAUCCAAGAUCGAGCAGCUCUUCCAGCUUCUUCCUGAGAAGGAGCAGGAUAAAAUUCUGAACAAAGCCGCUCGACAAGAACUAUUUGACAAUUUGGAAAAGCUCAAGUUUCUGUCUGCCCCGUUAGCUGGUCUACAUGACCAUCUUGCCACUCUUGCGCACGGCAGCCAUAUAAAGCCAACUUUACGAUUGGCGGGCGAGAAACUGAAGGGUAUCGCAAGCGCCUUUAAGGAGGAUGCCGGAUUCAUCGAUGAGGUCUUGGAGGCGAUGGGGACGGAGACCGACCUGACCCCCUACGCUCAGCUGGUCAAUUUCUACGACUUCCCGGCGGCGGCCUUCAAGCCGGCAGUUCACGGCCAAUUCAAGUUCACCAAGAUCAACAUCAUUGACAAAUUCGGCCAGGCAAUUCAUGCCAUCGAUCCACGCUGGUUACCGGGCGGACCGCCCCCGCUGUAUCCUUGUAUUAGCGACUUCUAUGCACCACAGUCCAAAUCAGAUAACCCGAAGGUGGCUAAUACGGUUGAGACGCAGCCGGAUGGGAAGAAUGAGUUCAUCCAAAUGUGGCCCCAUAUCAACCAGCCUGCCCGUGUCAAUAGUGCGUUUGUUAAGAGAGACACCGAUAUGAAGUCUUGGAUACCACUGACCGAAUGGGAGAAUCCCAUAUGGGGGUGGUUAGUUAUCAACUACGCCGAAUACGGUAUCCAGAUCUUUCUCCAAGAUGGGACCUUUUACCGCGAGGUACGACUCGGAGGUCAGACAGCGGCCAGUACAUCCGAUAAAUGGCUUCCCUUUGACAAGCCGAGUCAAGGACAACCAGUUACCCAGCUAGACUAUCUGAUCGAGAAACUGGGAAAGCCAGAUUACCUGCAGUCCUUUGUAAAUAUGAUCAACGAGUCCCUCCAGACAUCUCAGUUGGUCCCUGAUGCCUACUCCCAGUUCCAGAGCAGUGUCGUUGGGAGGCCACUGGCACUAACUACAGUGGCCUGGAGUCUCGAGCUAGCCGAUGAUGAGUACGUUAACCAAUCCACGAAAAAUGAAACGGCACCAGAGCGAUUUCUACUCCCCAAACAAACGGGAAUAAAUACGGAACGACCGCUGUAUACCUUCAAAUUUCAGAUGGGUGACAAAGACCGGGCUUAUGAUGGAUUGGUCGGGUAUUUCAACGUGACGGAGAACACGGAAAAGGGCAAUGAUUUCAAGCUCGACGACUGCUUCACCUACUUUGGGGUUGACAAAAAAUAUGGCCUGUCCGACACCGCACCCUUACGCAAGAUCGAAGCAGCCAACUAUCCCUCCUUCCAAGCCUUCUACACUGACCCAAAUAAGGACGCAACUUCCAUUCAGAGAGAGAGAAACCAGCAGUUGGGCCGUAAUGUCUACGGUGCCAUCAUGGACCCUUUUACUGCUGUACACGCCUACUCUGGAAUCCUCCCUUCCAAAGCCGUCAAACUGCCGCCUUGGACGUGGCAGACUGCAUUAUCGCGUAUGACGGCUUUCUUUCACGCGGGCCCGUUGGUGAUUACCAAGGAUGUGCCCAACUUCGACGAGUCACACACUUUGCAUGCGGAUUACAAUUUAGAAAAAGUUGACAUCGUGCGGCCUAGCCCAGUUGCUGUUCCAGGUAUGGAUGCUAAGGAUUGGACCUGGCUUCAGCCAUAUAGCCAUCCGGUCAAGAAAGACGAGCCAGCGGAAGAAACAUCGUUCAUGCCACUAGGACUAAUAGAUUCGGAUCAGCGGCCCCGGUUUGAAGAUCCGCCAUACACGGCCAUCGAGGGAUACUUGCAGCUACGGAAGCCUAUCUUGAAGAAAUAGGAGCACACUAUCUUUGUAUAGUUAAGACAAAUUUUAUCAAUACAACAAGAUCAAUUUAAAAGAGUGUUAGAUAUUCC